Chiloscyllium plagiosum (whitespotted bambooshark) is the source of this 3975-nucleotide messenger RNA. It is a transcript of the gene mylk3, whose product is annotated as myosin light chain kinase 3. Gene Ontology annotation, biological process: protein phosphorylation; positive regulation of apoptotic process; intracellular signal transduction. Lineage: Eukaryota; Metazoa; Chordata; Chondrichthyes; Orectolobiformes; Hemiscylliidae. The record is from RefSeq and is a predicted model, not a curated record. Gene Ontology annotation, molecular function: protein serine/threonine kinase activity; ATP binding. Gene Ontology annotation, cellular component: nucleus.
UUCUGUGACGUCAAUAGACACAGAAGAAUUCAGAAUACAUCAACCAGGUUGGGUUAUUUAAAAAUCUGUGAGAAGCAACAGCGACAGGAGAAGGUGAAGCUCAGAUAGGAUGACAAAACUAAAGCAGAUACAAAGUUGCUCUUUCACAUUUUAACAAGCAAAGAGAUUCUUCAAAGAACUGUAUGGAUUAUUUCAUUUGAAGAGCUGCUCAAGAGGCAGGAGAUAUCAUAAGAUCUGAGCUCAUUUAUUCAAUUUUGAGAGAAAUGAGUAAGCCAGUAUCACUGGCCACUUGUUUGGCCAAAAUGUACGAAGGUGGUAGCCUUGACUCUCAGAAUAAAAGUGGGUCUGUUAGCCAAGUGAGAAAGCCGACUGGUGCGAGUCAAAACAGCAGUGUCAAUAAGUUAAGCACAAUGGAAAACAAACUGAAUCUUCUUAACGAGAAAGUCGAUCGAAUAGUAAACUUUCAAGGACAAGUUCUUAAGAAAUUGGAAGACAUGUCUCAAGGAAUGGGUGAUUUAGAAAAGAACAUUGAAAUACUGAAAACAUUAAAAGACUGCGAUGGAAUGGUAGACAAUAAAAGUGACAUUAAAUACUUGCAAAAUAUUGAUUGCCUCAGUCACCCUCAGAUGAAGCUGUUAUUCAUGGAACUGUUCAAAAUGGUGACAACUGUACAUCAAGAUACAACAAUACAAAAAGAAAAAUUAGAUGGCAUUGAAAAAUUGGUGUCAGCUGUGGAUAAAGCCAUUCACUUUAUGAGUGAAGUCUUCAAAAAUUCCAACAUUGUGCAGUUUAUUCUAAAAGGAACAGUGCCUUGGAAAAAGGGAAGUCUAAUAGAAUCUUCAGAGGGAAACAAUAAAGCUGACGAGAAAGGUGCCAAACCAAAGCAUGAAUAUAGCAACAGAGGGGUCCAAGGACAAGUAAACAGAGAAUUGUUUGAAGAGGCCAAUGAAGAUAUCGAAACCGGUGGAAAUGUCCAGAAAGAUAAAGAUGAGCAUGCAAAGGCAAACAGCAUCAUUCUAGUUGCAUCACAGGCAACAAUUAAUUCUGAAGGAGGUAAAUCACUGCACCAACCCCCAGUGUCAGCUGGAAAACAUAAAGACCCCGAGGGGGCUUCAGCAACAACAAAUACCUCUGGAGGUGUCUGCAAAAAAGAGAUUUCUACCGUAACAAAAAAGGUGAAAGAAGUUCCACAGGAAAACAAGAAAUACACACAGAAUCAGACCUCAACAACAGACAACAUGAAAGAAAUAAAUAAAAUCAGCACAAACAAUGACUCAUAUAAAACACAUGGAGUUGAAAGAAGCCAAGGAAAAGAGACUGACAAUGUCACAAUUGAACCCCCUGAGGCCAGUCUGGUGAUAAAUCAGUCAAAAGUUGUUGGAAACUCCUCAGCACUGGUACAGAGGGCUUUUGAAACAACACAGGUAAUGCCAGUCAUUCCUUCAGAAAAGGUCAAUUCAGAGGAAACAGCCACCAAGGAGCUUGUGCCUGCAUCAUGUGAAGGACAGAAGGAACCACAUAAAAAGCACAAAGUACAACAAAAGCCCAAAGAAGACAUGCAAGCUACAAUACUACAGAAAACCACAAAGGAUAAAGAAUCAGCACAAGAUGAAAAUGUCUGCAAAUUAUCCAAGCCAUCUGUAACCCAGGAGAAAGGUUUAAAAAACAUCAAAAUUCAAACAAGCCAGAGAAGUGAGAAAAGUGCUGAGAGUUGCCAAAAUAAAGCAGAAAACAAGUGCAAAUCAGAUACAGGUAGUAAAUUAAAGGAUUCAAAAGAACUUCAGAAAGCAAGCAACGAAUCUGAGAACAUCACAGAAAUGAAUGUUUUGGCAAAGAAGGAAACAGAUUCUACAGAAAUCACAAACAAAGAACCAGACCAGAAGGGAUCUGUUGAGAAGCCAGAAGAUCACAUCAUUAUUGAUGAUAGUCCGUCACCUCCAGCCCCCUUCAGUCAUCGUAUAGUAACUACUAAGAAAAUACUUGUAACCUCUUCAUAUACAGUUCAUUACAACGAGGUGCUUGGAGGGGGUCGGUUUGGCCAAGUUCUCAAAUGUGCAGAAACAUCAACUGGCCUCGAACUCGCUGCCAAAAUAAUUAAAGUAAAAGGACCAAAGGACAGGGAGGAAGUGAAAAAUGAAAUCACUGUCAUGAAUCAGUUGAGUCAUGUCAACCUGAUCCAACUUUAUGAUGCAUUUGAAGCCAAGAACAAUGUUACCCUCAUUAUGGAAUAUGUUGGAGGCGGAGAGUUGUUUGACCGAAUUAUUGAUGAAAACUAUAAUCUGACAGAACUGGAUACAAUCAUCUUUGUGAAGCAAAUCUGUGAAGGUGUUCAAUAUUUACAUCAACAAUAUGUCCUUCACUUGGAUCUUAAGCCAGAAAACAUUUUGUGUGUAAACAACACAGGAAAUCAAAUCAAAAUUAUUGAUUUUGGUCUGGCUAGAAGGUAUAAACCAAGAGAGAAACUGAAAGUUCAUUUUGGUACCCCCGAAUUCCUUGCUCCAGAAGUGGUGAAUUAUGAUUAUGUUUCAUUCCCCACAGACAUGUGGAGUGUGGGCGUCAUCGCCUACAUGUUGGUGAGUGGCUUGUCCCCUUUCCUGGGUGAUCAUGACACUGAAACCAUGAACAAUAUUAUUAAUGCAAACUGGGAAUUUGAUGCAGAAGGAUUUGAAAGUGUGUCUGAAGAAGCAAAAGAUUUUGUUUCAAACCUCCUUGUUAAAGAAAAGAGUAACAGAUUCAGUGCAGGACAAUGUCUGAAACACAGCUGGCUUAACAAUUUACUCGAAAAAGCAAAGAAGUGCAGGGUUCGACUCAAAUCGCAAGUGAUGCUGCGGAAGUACAUCACACAACGCUUAUGGAAGAAAAAUUAUUACGCAGUUGCUGCUGUAAACAGGCUCAGGAAACUCAACCAGCAGAAAAAUGCUUAGCUUGGGACUGACAUUCAAACACAGCAGAAAUGGAGCCAACUGGUAGUUGGAAAAUUACCAUUAGAGGAGUGGAAAAUCAAUGAAUUUACUCCAUUUUGCUGUUGCCUGCAUCAAGAUGCUGCACUUUAAACAUUUGAUAUUUUUCUUAACAUUACAGUCAGUGAUGAUAGUAGUAAUAAUGUAACCUAUAAACUAAAGAAAUGUGCCAGAAAUCUACCCGCUUGAGACUUAGCAGCAGUAUCUUGAUCAUUCUAGUGAAAUGUAAUCUGCAUUUUCUGCACAAAAUAUAUUAUAGAAAUACACAGAAGAACUGCUGACAAAUAUACACAAUUAAUAUCUUGAAGUGAGAAUCUGAUAAGAUUGUGUUCCAAAAAGUACAUUUUAUCCUACAAUGUAGCAAAUUGCAAAUGUGUUAUAAAUACAUGUCUAGCAAAUAGCAACAGAUCUUUAGUGGAAAGUGAAAUGAAAUCUCUUAAGGGAUGAAUCACACAAACUAAUCUAUAUUGUUUUUGAAUUAGAAAGAACCUUAGACCUUAUUAUUUAAAUAUUUAUGUUACUAUUACUACAGUGAAUAUUAAGCUGUAGCUGUUGCUUCUCAAGAUUCCUUUAUAUUGUAUAAAGGUGAGUGUAAGGACUAUUAUGUGUUUUUAAAAUGUUCUUUUCCUGGAGUUAAAUUUUAGUUAGCUGUUAGUUUUACAACAUCAACAAUAUUUUAGAAAAUGUACUUCUGGCUGUCGUCCGAGGUAACUUCAUAUGAAAUUGCUGGUAACUUUAUGUUUGCAAUCACUACAAUAAUUUGACAACAAUAUCAUAAGAUCACUUGUCCACUUAUACCAUUAUUGAGUUUUCAAUAGUGCCGUCGUCCACAAUUGCAACAAGUACAGACCAAAGCAAGUUUUACCAACCCAGCAGCCAAAUGACACUGUUCUCCAGCCCAUCUUUUGAGCACAGCAUCAGCACUUGCUCAACCAACCUAAAUGCAAUGUUGUCAUAUUCUAGUAAUUGGUCUUUAGAUUAGAUUUUUAGAUUACAUUAGUGUGGAAACAGGCCC